ACUAAUACACUUGGGUGACUCCGAAGGCAUGAGCAAAACUAUUGCAUGGAACAUACUUAUAUUUCAAAACCAUUUGUUGGUUAUAUGACAUUAAGAUGUGACUGGGCAUUUGUAUUUUUUUACUUGCUAAAUCUGCCAAUCUGAUCUUGAGGCCAUCCACAGCUUUACUAGGUUCAUAGAUUAUAGAACAAGAAUUUAUAUAGACUGAAAAAGAUUAAGAGUGUUUAUUUUUUUUGUGGAAUUAUUUAAUCACUUAACCCCGCAGUAGCAGGUGAAGGGUAAACUGAAAGAACUCUUUCCACUUCUUUUAGCUCUAAAUAUCCACCAGGACAUUAUUAUUAUUGCUGUGUUCAGGACUCACAUCGUUAUACAGUGACUAUGAGUUUGAUAGUGUCACCAACCAUUAUGGCCAAUAAUUUCCAUGUUAAAUUCCUAGAACAGAAAGAUGUUGCAUCAAAUUCUUGAAAUCGCAGACUUAGGAAAUUAAGUUACAUAAACAGCAGAUGUUCAGGCUGAGGAAGGAAAGAAGUUGAUACAAGUACUCCCAAUUAUUCAACAAUCCCUUGAAGCCACCACUGUAACUAAGGGAAUUGAAACACCAUUAAGUCCUAUCACGGACACCACUUAGCCUUUUUUCUCUUACUAUUAUUUGUAAUUCCAUAAUCAAGCUAGUUUUCCUACUAAGUUCUAGGGCAGGAGUUUUCUUUUUUCGGAAAUUUUAUUUGGAUAAAGAAACAUGGUCAAAAAGUUAAAACGGUGCAUGCAAACGGUUAUACAAAGAAAAACAAGUCUCUUCUAUCGUUACCCCUAGUUCCUGGACCGCGGGUUCUUAACUUGGGUUAGGAACUGCAGUCUAAGGAUUUUUAGAGUAAUGUGAAUUUUCUCAAUGCAUAAUUUUCAAUGUGCAGAUAAUUUUGCUCGUUUGUGGGGAGAGGAUCCAAACUUUUACCUGAGCCUUAAAAGGGUCCGUGAUGCAGAGAACCUGCUGAAGUAACCGAUGCGCCCGAGUGACUCGGAAUGGGGGGGUGCAGAUAUCCUGUAAUAAUUUGGCCCCGUGUGAAAAGUCUACCCCUAUCCACUCCACUCCACUCCGGGGCCGCUUGGAAAGCACGCUCUCCGUGGGAGCAAUCCAGCUCUUCCUAAGUUUUCCGCCUGCCGCAUUCCUCCCCUCCGGCGCGUCGGCGUGCUUUUACGUCAUGACGCCGCACACGCAGCCCCGCCCCUGCAGAGAUCGGCGCUGGGACGGAACCCGGGUUCCUCUCAAACCCGGAAUGUGAGGCUUUGGCCUGGCUGGCCCCUGUUUUGUGUCCCACUUUUUACUCGGGCCUGCGUCCGCUGCCGCCGUCCCUCAGUUUGCCCUCGGAGAAGGCAGGGCGGCCGUGCCUCCUGCCGUGCGCCCGCGUGGCUGCCACCGCCCCUCCGAAUCCUCCGGGGCCGCAGAGGGGUUCGCUACGGAGGGAGGUGCGGGCCUUCGGGAGGAGGAGGCGGAGGAGGCGGAGGAGGAGGGAAGGAAGAUGGCGGCCGUGGAACUAGAGUGGAUCCCAGAGACUCUCUAUAACACCGCCAUCUCCGCUGUCGUGGACAACUACAUCCGCUCCCGCCGAGACAUCCGCUCCUUGCCCGAGAACAUCCAGUUUGAUGUUUACUACAAGGUAUGCGCCGUGGGCCUCCUCUCUGCUCUCCUCCAGCAACCCCGGGGGCCGCACCCCCUUCCACGUCUGCGAACCCCCGCAGUUAACCCCUCACCCCUCGCAGCAGGCUUGCCUCCCGAAACGUCUGGUGUGGUGUCCGCGUUGCCAAUGGAGAAGCACCUUAUCUGCCCAUGCCGUCUCUUAAGCUUUGGGGCAUUGAAAUCUUCCUGAGGAGUCUUGUCCCCUUUUGGUGUUCCCUUCUACACAGUGGGCCUCUUGGGUAGGCCUUUUGCGUGAACUUCCUCUGUCGCGCCCCUGUCCCAUCUAGUCCUUUCCUUCUAGCCGGUAUCUUCAAGAUAUUUUCCACCCUCUCCAUCCAGUUAAGUGUCAGCAUCAGCUGGACUUUUUUCCGUGCUCCUCCCCCGACCCCUUCCUACUUUCUCAUCUCGCCGCCUUCCUUACCCGAGUGUUUUGGUGUUUUUGCUUCGUGUUCCUUCGUUUCUCCUUUCCCAAUUGGGAAGGAGUUAGGGAUUAUUGGAAAUGAUCUGUGUGUUUUAUUUGCAUGUUCUUUAAAGCUUUGUUUUUUUGUGGGAGAGGAGGGGGUCUGUACUUGAAGUGGAAUUAGGGAUUUUGUGAAAAUGGGAGUGCUGAUCAACUGUUUGAAGAGGACAGGGAGAGAUCUUUACUGAAAGAAAAAAAUACUUUAGAUUGUGUUCCUGUGUUUGAAAGUUGCAAUCUUGCAGCGUUCUUAAAUCGCUCCCCCUCAAAAAUCUGAACAGAAAGUCUCCCAAGCCACUCUCCAAGGAGUUUCAAGGGUAAGUGUCCUUAGUUGUGGACUAUUUUUGCUGUGUUUUGAGAGUGUGGAGAACUUUAUGGACUCAGAGCCUGCCUUUUUCUUUCCCCCACAUUUGAAUGUGAACACUGGAUUUAUUAUUCAGCCCUCCUUGUCUUGAAUCUGCGUCGAUAACUCCUAAGUAGAAUGUAAUUUAUUUUUUUGACCUUAAAUACUUCCUCUUGAUCUGUAAGUUGGCUGGAACAGUGUAAACUGACAUUUUAACAAAUGUGUGUGUUCUUAUGUAUGUACGGUGUUUUAUGGCAAUUGUUUUAUGGGGAAGAUUGCCUGCUUUCUCCACCCCUAGAAAGUUUUUUUUUUUUUUCCCAGAAUUAGCAGUUGAUGGACUGCAUUCUACUAAAUCCAGCUGCUUUGCACCAGUUCUAACAAUUAAAGUGGGGUUUCCCCCCUAAAUAUUUGGAGAAGAUUCAUUUAGGUCAUGCAUAUUAUUAUUUUGGAUUUAGAGAAAAAGCUCCCUUUAUUCCUAAUCCCUUUGAUACGUUGAUUUACUUUUGUGUAUAUCUAAGGAAAUUUUGUUCAUUUUAGAUACAUUCCUCCCCAGGAAGGACAAAUUAGAUGUGUCUUUCUCAGCCUGGGAAACUGCAGCUUUGUGUGUGCUCUCUGUCCGUUUUAUUAAAUCAUAUGUAAUCUUGUACCGCGUAUGCAAUCUCUCAGAGGAAAUCAUUGGGAAUGUCAUCAAAGUAUAUUUGCUAGUUGAAUUGGCUCAGAAUACUUGAAUGUUUUUUAGUAACUUUCUCUUCUAAUUGAAGCUUUUCAUUUGAAGAUUAUUAGUAUGAACAGAUGGUGGUUUUGUCAGAAUUUCUGUUUCACAUAGUUCACAGUUUUAAUAUUGCUCCUUUUUGGUACACUUUUACUUCUUAUUGGGAGUAUGGCAUUGUGCUAAGAUGAGGGAAGUGUUAAAUAUGUGCCUGUAACUGUGUUAAGUAGUUUUAUGUGUUAUCUUGUUUAAUCUUCAGAAUUAAACUGUGAAGUAGAGUACAGUAUAACCCUGCUUUAUUGGUGAGAAGGUUAAGUAAUUUAAUUAAAGUCUCAAACCUGAUAUUUAGUUUCUGAGUUCCUUGCUUUUUUACUUAGCUAUCUAUCUUAAGAUAAUGGAUUAUUUUAAUGAAAGAUAUUAUAACACUAAUUUUUUUAUUAGCCUCUGUAGAAGUAGAGUGAAAGUCAGUCCCAGGACUCUAUUCUAGUCUUCAGUGGAGAUAAAAGAAUAAAUUAUUCUUUUUAUUAAAAU
Molecule: messenger RNA, 3712 nt
Organism: Cercocebus atys (sooty mangabey)
Lineage: Eukaryota; Metazoa; Chordata; Mammalia; Primates; Cercopithecidae
Exons: 1
Coding region: 1515-1862 (115 amino acids)
Biological process (GO): intracellular protein transport
Source: RefSeq, a predicted model, not a curated record